Molecule: messenger RNA, 966 nt
Organism: Ictidomys tridecemlineatus (thirteen-lined ground squirrel)
Lineage: Eukaryota; Metazoa; Chordata; Mammalia; Rodentia; Sciuridae
Product: olfactory receptor 14I1
Biological process (GO): G protein-coupled receptor signaling pathway
Cellular component (GO): membrane
Molecular function (GO): G protein-coupled receptor activity; olfactory receptor activity
Source: RefSeq, a predicted model, not a curated record
AUGUCCAUUCAGACCAGAGUGACCCACUUCAUCCUCAGGGGCUUCUCAGACAUCCCAGAAUGGAGGCCAGUAGUCAUUGUCUCUUUCCUGUUGGUCUAUGCCUUUGGCCUCCUAGGCAACAUGUCCAUCAUCACAGCUGUGCUUAGAGACAGCCACCUCCACACACCCAUGUACUUCUUCCUGAAGAAUUUGUGUUUUCUGGACCUGAGCUACACCUCGGUCACCAUCCCCAAGGCACUGGCUACCACACUACAGGGUCCUGGGGUCAUUUCCUACCUCGAGUGUUUGGCUCAGCUUUACAUGUUUUUCACACUUGCUUCAGCUGAGUGCUUUCUGCUCACAGCCAUGGCUUAUGAUCGGUGUGUGGCCAUCUACAGGCCCCUGCUCUAUGGGACCAUCAUGAGCCAUGGACGGUGCUGGGCACUGGUGGUCCUGGCCUGGGUGGGCGGGACCCUCUAUUCAGCCUUCCACACCGUCAACACCUUUUCCGUGCUCUUCUGUGGGCCUAAAGUAGUGGAGCACUUCUUCUGCGACAUCCCCGCUCUCAUGAGGCUCUCCUGUGCUAUCUUCCACCCCAGGGAGGAGGUGGGCUUUGCCAUGAGCAGCUGCAUCGUCUUGAGCUCCUUCGCCCUCAAGGUCCUUUCCUACAUCCGCAUCCUCUCCACCCUCCUGCGGAUGCCCUCGGGGGACGGCCGCUGGAAGGCCUUGUCUACCUGCUCCUCCCACCUGAUCACUGUCCUCCUGUUUUACCGCAGUGGAAGCUUCACCUGCCUGAGGUCUGCGUCUCAGUACUCCCCCAUCCAGGGUUGCCUGGCAUCCGUCUUUUAUUUCAUCCUCACCCCUUCCUUGAACCUCGUCAUCUACUCUCUGAGGAACCGAGACAUGAAGGUCGCGCUGCAGAGGCUGAGCUGCCAGCGGAGUCUAAGCGCUGGGUGCUGCACAGCUGGCCUUGGUCCAGGUGUCUGA